AUGGUAUUUAAGCGUCAGUCAUCCAGCUCUCAUUCUUCAUCGAGUCAGUCUCUGAUGGCUGGAUUCGUACGUGUGGAAGAGGACGGUGAGAAGCAGCGCAAACGCUCACUAUCAGCCUCUUCGCCAUGUUCUGUUGCAACACGUGAGGGUCGCGCAAGCACCAAGAGCAAGGUCUUCUCCCGUUGGCUCUAUGGCGUUCUACGUGGUGACACAUUGCAGCUUUAUUGGCGUCGCACUGACUACAAACGAAAGACACCGCCAUUAGACACGCUCGUAUUGCAGAUGCAACCUGCCGCGCCAAACGAGAGUGUUUUCAGCUUCGACAAUGAAUGUCUCUAUGUACGAGCCAAGGAAUCGGGUCAUGUCAUUGCUCUUCGCAUUUACCAACGCAAAGACAUUGUCCGGUGGGUCACGGCGUUCUAUUACCGAAGUAUUGGAAGUGAAGAACAACUUCAGAAGAGUGGCAGUAAUCCACCAAAUUUUAUCAGGUAUGUUGCUUCAUCUUCGGAUAAUAUAGAGCCACAGAUGCGCAGAAGGAGCGUUUCAUUUCAAGAGAAGCCACUGGUGUGGGUUCUGCCUGAAGUUGCUUAUGAUCCGGACGACCUCUUCUAUUCGGAGAACGACUAUGAAAGGUUUCUCAUGGACAAGCCAUCACACUUUUCUACGUUCAUGCGCACAAUUUAUUCUAAAACAGCAGCCAAGCUGCGCGUGUCUACAAAACGAUGA
This is a messenger RNA of Plasmopara halstedii, 726 nucleotides long. RefSeq lists its product as uncharacterized. Bases 1 to 726 code for a protein of 241 amino acids. Lineage: Eukaryota; Oomycota; Peronosporomycetes; Peronosporales; Peronosporaceae. The record is from RefSeq and is a predicted model, not a curated record. The transcript has a single exon.